AUGUCCUAUAACGGCCAUCCAAGCGGUAACCAACCGCCCUAUGGCGAACAACCGCCCUAUGGGGAACAACCAGCCUACGAUGAGUAUGGCCAACCUAUCUACGCAUCGAACGAUGCUUACUAUGAUCCAAAUGUGUCAGGUGACCCAUAUGGCAACUAUGAUCCAGACCAGAUGGACUACAGCGCUGGUCCAGAUGGACUCUAUAACCAGCCUCGUGGUCCAGGUCAACAACCUGAGAAUUUCUCGGAUUUUAGCAGUUAUGGUCCACCCGGUACUCCCGGUUACGAUUCCUACGCUGGGAAUGGUCAAUAUACACCUUCGCAGAUGAGUUAUGGUGAGCCUAGAUCUUCUGGUGCUUCCACUCCUAUCUACGGAGGUGAAGGGUAUGAUCCUGCUGCUAUUGCCAUGGCUCUGCCCAACGAACCAUAUCCUGCUUGGACUGCUGAUAAUCAGUCUCCAGUGGCUAUUGAACAGAUCGAAGAUAUUUUCAUCGAUUUGACCAAUAGAUUUGGUUUCCAAAGAGACUCUAUGAGAAACAUGUUUGAUCAUUUUAUGACUCUUUUGGAUUCUCGUGCUUCGAGAAUGUCUCCAGAACAAGCUCUAUUGUCUGUCCAUGCGGAUUAUGUUGGUGGUGAUACUGCUAACUACAAGAAAUGGUAUUUCGCUGCACAACUGGAUAUGGAUGAUGAUGUGGGUUUCAGAAAUAUGUCUCUCGGUAAAUUGUCUAGAAAGGCAAGAAAGGCAAAGAAGAAGAAUAAGAAAGCUAUCGAAGAAAGUAACCCUGAAGAUACAGAGGCUACUCUGAACCAAUUGGAAGGUGACAACUCUUUGGAAGCAGCGGAUUUCAGAUGGAAGGCAAAGAUGAAUCAGAUGUCACCUCUUGAAAAAGUACGUCAAAUUGCUCUGUAUUUGCUGUGUUGGGGUGAAGCUAACCAGGUCAGAUUCACUUCCGAAUGUCUGUGUUUCAUUUACAAGUGUGCUUUGGAUUAUUUGGAUUCGCCUUUGUGUCAACAAAGAGCUGAACCAAUGCCAGAAGGUGAUUUCCUAAAUAGAGUCAUCUCUCCACUUUACCGUUUCUUAAGAGAUCAAGUUUAUCAAAUUGUCGAUGGUCGCUUCGUUAAGCGCGAAAAAGAUCAUAACAGAAUUAUCGGUUACGAUGAUGUCAACCAAUUGUUCUGGUAUCCAGAAGGUAUUGCAAAGAUCGUCUUUGAAGAUGGUACUAGAUUGAUUGAUCUUGGUGUCGAAGAACGUUAUUUGAGAUUAGGUGAUGUAGUUUGGGAUGAUGUUUUCUUUAAGACUUUCAAAGAGACUCGUUCUUGGUUGCACAUGGUUACCAAUUUCAACCGUAUUUGGGUCAUUCAUGCUUCAGUUUACUGGAUGUAUGCUGCUUAUAACGCUCCAACUUUUUACACUCACAACUAUCAACAAUUGGUCGAUAACCAGCCUGUACCAGCGUACAGAUGGGGUUCGGCUGCUUUAGGUGGUGCUUUGGCAUCUCUGAUUCAGAUGUUCGCUACUAUCUGUGAAUGGACUUUUGUUCCCAGAAAUUGGGCUGGUGCUCAACAUUUGACUCGUCGUUUUCUAUUAAUCUGUGUGAUCUUCGGUAUUAAUUUGGGUCCAAUUAUCUUUGUCUUUGCUUAUGAAAAGGAUACCGUUUAUUCUACAGCAGGCCAUGCCGUUGCAGCGGUGACGUUCUUUAUCGCUGUCGGUACAAUCAUCUUCUUCGCAAUCAUGCCAUUAGGUGGGUUGUUCACUCCUUAUAUGAAGAAAUCAACUAGACGUUACGUUGCAUCUCAAACUUUUACUGCUUCUUUCGCACCAUUGACAGGUAUCGAUAUGUGGCUAUCCUACUUGGUUUGGGUCACUGUCUUUGCAGCCAAAUACGCAGAAUCCUAUUUCUUCUUGAUUUUGUCGUUGAGAGAUCCAGUCAGAAUUUUGUCCACAAUGACCAUGAGAUGUACCGGUGAAACCUGGUGGGGCGCUAAGCUUUGUAGACAACAACCAAAGAUCGUCCUAGGUUUAAUGAUCGCUACUGAUUUCGUGCUGUUCUUCUUGGAUACCUAUUUGUGGUAUAUUAUCGUUAACACCGUCUUCUCCGUCGGUAAGUCCUUCUGGUUAGGUAUUUCUAUCUUAACACCAUGGAGAAAUAUCUUCACCAGAUUACCAAAGAGAAUUUACUCCAAGAUCUUGGCUACCACCGACAUGGAAAUUAAGUACAAGCCAAAGGUGUUGAUCUCCCAAGUUUGGAACGCUAUCGUGAUCUCCAUGUACAGAGAACAUCUGUUGGCUAUUGACCAUGUUCAAAAAUUGCUAUAUCACCAAGUUCCUUCUGAGAUUGAAGGUAAGAGAACCUUGAGAGCUCCAACUUUCUUUGUUUCUCAGGAUGAUAACAAUUUUGAAACUGAGUUUUUUCCAAGAAAUUCUGAAGCUGAGAGACGUAUCUCUUUCUUCGCUCAAUCUUUGUCUACUCCUAUCCCUGAACCUUUGCCCGUUGAUAACAUGCCAACUUUCACCGUGUUGACUCCUCACUACGCUGAAAGAAUCCUGCUGUCUUUGAGAGAAAUUAUUCGUGAAGAUGAUCAAUUCUCAAGAGUCACUCUAUUGGAAUAUUUGAAACAAUUGCACCCUGUCGAGUGGGAAUGUUUUGUUAAGGAUACCAAAAUCUUGGCUGAGGAAACAGCUGCAUACGAGGGCGCUGAAGAAGGUGGUGAUAAGGAAGACGCUUUGAAAUCACAAAUUGAUGAUUUGCCAUUUUACUGUAUUGGUUUCAAAUCUGCUGCUCCAGAAUACACUUUGCGUACACGUAUUUGGGCUUCUUUGAGAUCACAAACUUUAUACCGUACCGUCUCUGGGUUCAUGAAUUAUGCAAGAGCCAUCAAACUGUUAUACCGUGUUGAAAAUCCUGAGAUUGUUCAAAUGUUCGGUGGUAACGCUGAAGGUUUGGAAAGAGAAUUGGAAAAAAUGGCAAGAAGAAAGUUCAAGUUCUUGGUCUCCAUGCAAAGAUUGGCCAAGUUUAAACCACAUGAAUUGGAAAAUGCUGAAUUCUUGUUGAGAGCUUACCCAGAUUUACAAAUUGCUUAUUUGGAUGAAGAACCUCCAUUAAACGAAGGUGAAGAUCCAAGAAUUUACUCUGCUUUGAUCGAUGGUCACUGUGAAAUUUUGGAGAACGGGCGUAGACGUCCUAAAUUCAGAAUUCAAUUGUCUGGUAACCCUAUUCUUGGUGAUGGUAAAUCUGAUAAUCAAAAUCAUGCUUUGAUCUUUUACAGAGGUGAAUACAUUCAAUUGAUCGAUGCUAACCAGGAUAACUAUCUGGAAGAAUGUUUGAAGAUUAGAUCUGUCUUGGCUGAAUUCGAAGAAUUGAACGUCGAGAUGGUAAACCCUUACGCUCCGGAUCUAAAAUACGAAGAGCAAAUCACUAACCAUCCAGUGGCUAUUGUCGGUGCUAGAGAAUACAUUUUCUCUGAAAACUCUGGUGUUCUUGGUGAUGUUGCAGCUGGUAAGGAACAAACUUUUGGUACUUUGUUCGCACGUACUUUGGCUCAAAUUGGUGGUAAACUGCAUUACGGUCACCCCGAUUUUAUCAAUGCCACUUACAUGACGACAAGAGGUGGUGUCUCUAAGGCACAGAAGGGUCUACAUCUGAACGAAGAUAUUUAUGCUGGUAUGAACGCGGUGUUGCGUGGUGGUCGUAUCAAGCACUGUGAAUAUUAUCAAUGUGGUAAAGGUAGAGAUUUGGGUUUCGGUACAAUUUUGAAUUUCACCACCAAGAUUGGUGCUGGUAUGGGUGAACAAAUGCUUUCGCGUGAAUACUACUACUUGGGUACCCAAUUACCAAUUGAUCGUUUCCUGUCCUUCUACUAUGCUCACCCUGGUUUCCAUUUGAACAACUUGUUCAUUCAAUUGUCGUUGCAAUUGUUCAUGUUGACUUUAGUUAAUAUGAAUUCUUUGGCCCACGAAUCCAUCAUUUGUAAGUAUGACAAGUUCAAGCCAAUCUACGAUCCUUUGUAUCCCCUCGGCUGUUACAACUUAUCUCCUGUCAUUGAUUGGGUAAGACGUUACACACUUUCUAUCUUCAUCGUCUUCUUUAUUGCUUUCAUUCCUAUUGUAAUUCAAGAGUUGAUCGAACGUGGAUUGUGGAAGGCUACUCAAAGAUUUUUCCGUCACAUCCUCUCCUUAUCUCCUAUGUUUGAAGUGUUUGCUGGUCAAAUUUAUUCUGCCGCUUUAUUGAGUGAUUUGAGUGUCGGUGGCGCUCGUUACAUUUCGACUGGUCGUGGUUUCGCCACAGCUCGUAUUCCAUUUUCUAUUCUUUAUUCCAGAUUUGCUGGCUCGGCUAUUUACAUGGGUUCUAGAUCUAUGCUGAUGUUGUUAUUCAGUACCAUUGCCCACUGGCAAGCUCCAUUAUUAUGGUUCUGGGCCUCUCUGUCAUCCCUAAUGUUUUCACCAUUCCUCUUCAACCCUCAUCAAUUCUCGUGGGAAGAUUUUUUCUUAGAUUACAGAGAUUACAUCAGAUGGCUAUCCAGAGGUAAUAACAAAUAUCACAGAAACUCCUGGAUUGGUUACGUCAGAAUGUCUAGAUCACGUAUUACUGGUUUCAAGCGCAAGAUGAUUGGUGAUGAAUCCGAAAAGGCCGCCGGUGAUGCACACAGAGCUCACAGAACCAACUUGAUCUUCUCGGAAAUAAUUCCAUGUGCUGUCUACGCUGCUGGUUGUUUUGUUGCGUUCACUUUCAUCAAUGCCCAGACGGGUGUCAAAACCACUGACGCUGACAGAGUCAAUUCCACCUUGCGUGUUAUUAUUUGUACUUUGGCCCCAAUUGUCAUUGACCUUGGUGUUUUGUUCUUCUGUAUGGGUAUGUCAUGUUGCUCAGGUCCAUUAUUCGGCAUGUGCUGCAAGAAAACCGGUUCAGUUAUGGCUGGUAUAGCUCAUGGUAUCGCGGUUGUAAUUCACAUUGCGUUCUUCAUCGUCAUGUGGGUCUUGGAAGGUUUCAACUUUGCAAGAAUGUUGUUGGGUGUCGUCACCUGUAUUCAAUGUCAAAGGUUGAUUUUCCAAUGUAUCACCGUUUUUAUGUUGACUCGUGAAUUUAAGAAUGAUCAUGCAAACACUGCAUUCUGGACUGGUAAAUGGUAUGGUUCUGGUAUGGGUUACAUGGCAUGGACCCAGCCAAGUAGAGAAAUGGCCGCUAAAGUGGUUGAACUAUCAGAAUUCGCCGCUGAUUUCGUUCUAGGCCAUGUUCUGUUGUUCUGUCAAUUGCCGCUUUUGAUCAUUCCUGGUAUUGACAAGUUCCAUUCUAUCAUGUUAUUUUGGUUGAAACCUUCUCGUCAAAUCCGUCCUCCAAUUUAUUCUCUAAAGCAAACUCGUUUGCGUAAGCGGAUGGUGAAGAAGUACAGUGCACUAUAUUACAUCAUUCUACUGUUGUUUGCUGCCUGUAUUGUUGGUCCAGCAGUCGCUUCAAGUAAGGUUGAUCAGAAUAUCGGUAGCUCGCUGACUGGUACCUUUGCUAAUCUUGUCCAACCAAGAAACAGAACAAAUGACGAUACCGGUAGUACAAUGACGACACAAUCCGGCCAUUAUUACUCAUCGACACCUUCCAUUGCGUCCUAUUCAACCAUUAAAUGA
Molecule: messenger RNA, 5616 nt
Organism: Torulaspora delbrueckii
Lineage: Eukaryota; Fungi; Ascomycota; Saccharomycetes; Saccharomycetales; Saccharomycetaceae
Gene: FKS1
Product: 1,3-beta-D-glucan synthase
Exons: 1
Coding region: 1-5616 (1871 amino acids)
Biological process (GO): fungal-type cell wall polysaccharide biosynthetic process; (1->3)-beta-D-glucan biosynthetic process
Cellular component (GO): plasma membrane; 1,3-beta-D-glucan synthase complex
Molecular function (GO): 1,3-beta-D-glucan synthase activity
Source: RefSeq, a predicted model, not a curated record